GUGACGUCAUGACGUCAAAUGCCUGCAUAAAGAGGAGGGAUGGAAUUCCUGUCAUCAUGGCACAUGUUGAUCACUGUAAACAACUGUUAGACAAAUUAAACAAGCAGCGAGAGGCUGGCUUCCUGUGUGAUUGCACUGUCUUUAUCGGCAAGCUCCAGUUUAAGGCACACAGAAAUGUUCUGGCUUCCUUUAGUGAAUAUUUCAAUGCCCUCUUCACGGACGCCUUGGACAAUAUUGUACUGGAUGGGAAACAAGUGACAGCAUCAGUGUUUCAAACACUCCUGGAUUUCAUUUACAGCGGAGAUUUACAGUAUGAGAGAUGCAAUAUAAAGGAAAUCCUCUUGGCUGCAGAACAUCUUAAACUAGAGGAAGUUGUAUCACUAUGCAAAAUCAGAAUGGAAUCUGGAGGAAUGGUCAGACUCGGGAUGCCUGAGGUGCCCCUUACGGCAGUUGCUUUGGACUCCAAUCAGCAGUCUUCUCUUAUCCAAUCUGGAGAUGACACAGUCGUGGAGAAACCAGAACCUGCAUGUUUACAGGUAGAAGCUAAGAAAAUGAUUACCAUAAAAAAGACAAACCGAAGCAAAAGAUGGAAAAAAGUUAUUCGUUCUUAUCAAAAAGUCCAGAAAAAAUCUGUGCAGCAUCAGAAUCCAUCUUCAGUAAACCCAUUCGAUCUCCAUGAGGAUACAAAAUCACUUGCAGAAAGCUUAACAGAGCAGGACUCUUUGGAUCAUGGUAGCUGUUUGCUGCAGCUUACGUCAGCACUGGAAUGUGAGACUUAUUUACCCCAAGAUAUUGCAAUACAACCUGCACAUGGAAAACAGAAAGCUGUAAAAGCACAGCAGAGUUGUGCUUUAAAAGAACACCGGAUAGCUAAUCUUGCAAGUGUGAGGAACAUGUGCAAGAUGGAAAGCCUGGAGAAAGACUUAAAUCAGACAUACAGCAAGAAUAAACCUGCGUGUAAUACCUGUGGUAAGGUAUUCUCUGAAGCCAGCAGUCUAAGACGACACAUGCGAAUCCAUAAAGGUGUUAAACCUUAUGUGUGUCAGUUGUGUGGCAAAGCAUUCACUCAGUGUAACCAAUUGAAAACACAUGUACGGACUCAUACAGGAGAAAAGCCAUAUCAGUGCAAGCUCUGUGAUAAAGGCUUUGCACAGAAAUGCCAAUUGGUUUUUCAUAGUCGAAUGCAUCAUGGAGAAGAGAAACCAUAUAAAUGUGAUGCGUGCAAUUUACAGUUUGCAACCUCUAGCAACCUAAAGAUCCAUUCAAGGAAGCACAGUGGAGAAAAGCCAUACGUCUGUGAUAGAUGUGGCCAGAGAUUUGCUCAGGCCAGCACGCUGACUUAUCAUGUUCGUCGGCACACAGGAGAAAAGCCGUAUGUUUGUGACACAUGUGGGAAAGCGUUCGCUGUCUCAAGUUCUCUUAUAACUCACGCAAGAAAGCACACAGGUGAGAAACCGUAUAUAUGUGGAGUUUGUGGAAAGAGCUUCAUUUCCUCUGGAGAACUUAACAAACACUUCCGAUCUCACACAGGAGAAAGACCAUUUGUCUGUGAAUUAUGUGGGAAUUCAUAUACUGAUGUCAAAAAUUUGAAGAAGCACAAGUUAAAACUGCACAGUGAAAGUGAGGAAACCAUGGAAACCGACGCUUUGGACAGCACAUUUAAUAGUGAGGAUCUCACAAAGAAAAGCCCAGUGGAAGACAGCAUGGAUCUGAAGCCAUCAGAACUGUUCCUGCCACUUACUCUUCACAUUGGUCCUGAAGACCAUCAGAUGUUGCUUCCUGUGUCAGAUAGUCAAAGUUUGACUUCAGAGAAUAUGCUGAGGACCUCAACAAACAAUUACUCAGAGCCACAAUACAUUUACUUACAGCAGAUGUACUAACACAAAAUGUAGUGUCCUAUGUUGAGUGUAGGCCAGCUUCAGCAUUCCAGAUGUUGAGGACUUCCAUAGUGCUCUUACAGCCAUAUAAUGAUAGCAAAGCCUCAAGGGAGAUGUAGUCCACAUCUGGAGUGCCAAAGGUUGCCUAACACUGCCCUAGAUGUCAAUAAAAAGAAUAGUUUAAUAUCAGUUAUAGUGUAAAAGGUUUUACCUACAAAACUAAGACUUUAUGCAGAAUUUAAAUAAAGUUUACAUGCACGGUAUUACCAGAUUAUUAUAUGUGUGCCAGCAUUGCAACAUACUAAAGGUAUAUUGGCUAGAAUGUCCUAUU
Pelobates fuscus (common spadefoot toad) is the source of this 2208-nucleotide messenger RNA. RefSeq names its product myoneurin (gene MYNN). Gene Ontology annotation, molecular function: DNA-binding transcription factor activity, RNA polymerase II-specific; protein binding. The transcript has 8 exons. The coding region runs from base 9 to 1880 and encodes 623 amino acids. Gene Ontology annotation, cellular component: nucleus. The record is from RefSeq and is a predicted model, not a curated record. Gene Ontology annotation, biological process: regulation of transcription by RNA polymerase II. Lineage: Eukaryota; Metazoa; Chordata; Amphibia; Anura; Pelobatidae.